This is a messenger RNA of Adineta steineri, 290 nucleotides long. NCBI's taxonomy places the organism in Eukaryota, Metazoa, Rotifera, Eurotatoria, Adinetida, Adinetidae. The record is from the annotation of a GenBank genome assembly.
AAAUGUUAUUAAAUUUACAUAAAAAAUCAUGGAUGGAUGGUUUAACAAUACAAGAUUUUAAUCAACAUAGUGAACAAAAUGCAAGUGUUGUUAAACAAAUGCUUGAUUUAUCGAAAAAUUAUAUAAAAUCAUUGGAAGAAGAAGAAAAAAUGACACCGGAACAAUUAGCUAUAAGAAAUGUUGGUAAACAAGAUCCAAAACGACAUUUAGAAGAAAAUGUCGAUGCAUUAAUGACAUCUAAUAUUGUUCAAUGCCUUGCUGCUAUGAUGUCAUUAGUUGUAUUCAAAUAA